Molecule: messenger RNA, 825 nt
Organism: Aspergillus fijiensis CBS 313.89
Lineage: Eukaryota; Fungi; Ascomycota; Eurotiomycetes; Eurotiales; Aspergillaceae
Product: non-canonical purine NTP pyrophosphatase
Exons: 6
Coding region: 244-804 (186 amino acids)
Biological process (GO): nucleoside triphosphate catabolic process
Cellular component (GO): cytoplasm
Molecular function (GO): nucleoside triphosphate diphosphatase activity
Source: RefSeq, a predicted model, not a curated record
CACCCACCAAGGAACGCUCGGACUUCCGGGCUGACUUCUGGGCAUACUUGGGGUUUGGAGCGCAGUAGUGCUUGUGGGGUUGUGGAGAAAAGAAUUCGUACGUACCCGUCGGCGCUGACCAACAUUUUGACAACACUACAUUUCUUCCAUGUUUCCAUGUUCUAGUCGCCAAUCUCAACCCAAGAGUCGUCUCACAGUUGAUCAAACUAGCCACAUUUUUUUUUCAUUGGGAGCAUCGCAAACAUGGCGCCUCUAAAACAGUUGAACUUCAUCACGGGCAACAAGAACAAGUUGGCUGAAGUGAGGGCUAUCCUAGGCAGUAUAAUCCAUGUCGAUAGCCAAGCGAUUGAUCUGCCCGAAAUUCAGGGCACAGUCGAAGAAAUUGCCAAGGACAAAUGUAGACGUGCUGCAGAAGCGAUUAGAGGUCCAGUCUUGACGGAAGACACGGCUCUGGAGUUCCAUGCGCUGAAAGGUCUACCUGGCCCAUACAUCAAAUCGUUUCUUGACGCCCUGGGCCACGAAGGGUUGAACCGAAUGCUUGACUCAUUCGAUUUAAAAACAGCAGAGGCCGUCUGUACCUUUGCGUUCUCUGAAGGCCCUGGGUCGGAACCUAUCUUAUUUCAGGGUAGAACCGAGGGAGCUAUUGUCCGCCCAAGAGGCCCCGCAAACUUUGGUUGGGAUCCGAUCUUCGAAUACCAAGGCAAAACGUAUGCCGAGAUGGAUAAAGACGAAAAGAAUCAAAUCUCCCACAGAUACAAAGCUCUAGUCAAACUGCAAGCCUGGCUAACCCGUGAAAGAUCCUGAUCUGAUUCUUCCCAGCUGUGA